UUGGCAGAUUGCAGCGGAUCUCUCAACAACCAGCCGAUCACCACAGGAAGGGAAGUCUGAGGUCUGCCCUCUGAGAUGGAUUCAUACGGCUCUUCACUGAACCGCAGCCAGUCGCUGGUGAGCGGCCUGGAGAAGAAUUCACCGACCUGGAAGCCGUCCCACUCUCGGAGCAGCAGCACUCUGUCAUCUCGCCACUCCAGACAGAUUAUCAAAGACUGGGAAGUGAUCGACGACCUUCAGGCAGAAAUGCAAACAGGAGGUGACGCUCAUGACAUGACCACCCCGGGUAUCUGUGAGGGAUAUCUUCUCAAGAGGAGGAAGUGGCCUCUUAAAGGGUGGCACAAGCGAUACUUUGUCUUGGAAACGGGGAUCCUGCGUUACUCCAAAAAUCAACAAGAUGUCUGCAGGGGAAGAGUCCAGGGCUCCCUCGAUGUCAGUCUCGCAGUGAUGUCCAUAAACAAGAAAACGAAUCGGAUCGACUUGGACGCAGGGGACAUUCUCUAUCACAUGAAGGCCAAGAGCCACGAACUCUUCUACAUUUGGGUAACAAAGCUACAAGCCCACCGCUUGUUCAAGAAGAACGAGGCGGCUCAUGUUCACAGCAGCUUCCUUCAGACUCUGUCCCACAGCACUGCAGCUGGACAAGCUCAGAGAAACGGAGAUUUGAGCUCUGCAGGUGUGGCGGAUUCGGCUGGAGCAUCAGGAGUACCGCCUUCAGCCAACACGGCUGUGAACAGCAAAGUGUCCGCUUGGCUGCAGCAAAGUCACGACCCGGACGCCUGUGUUCAAGAGCUACACCGAUGCCAUUUGGAACUUUCUGAGCUGAGCCGCCUAAUCCAGAGCCUGCAGACGUUGGAGACGAGCCAGUCUUUCACUAACGGGGACCUAAAGCGCAUCAUCAGCAUACAGAAUCUUUCGCUGGAGAAGCCGAAGAAGCAGAGGUCAGGGAAGAUGUGGGGUCACUCUCGCACUCUGUCCCGAGUGGAGGCUCUGGGGAUGUUGUCCUCCAGUCACCUGAGCAACUCGUCUCACCUUGGUACCUCAGUGCCCUCGAUCCCUGACUACGUCUACUCCCAGCUGUCCCCUCCUACUGUCACACUGUCGCCCGAGGGCAAGAAGAUCCAGCAGGACAUCUGCACCACGUCACUACGAGUGCUCGCUUCACUGAGGACAGUGCAUGAAACUCUGUCUCGGGAGAGACAGAAGCUGCAGGAGGUCUGGGAGACUAACAACAUCCACCAGUCGAACACAUUAGCUGAGCCUGCAGCCUCCCGUGGACCUCCCUCAGUAACAGAUUCGGCUGCCGAGUAUUUUGACGCCAGCGCUGACGUCCUUUGUGGCAGCUCCUCUGAGCUGUCCGAUGAAUCGGGCCUUAGUGAUGGAAGCACUACCAACUCUGAGCCAGAGGAAGGACACGUCUCAGCCACCCGGAAGUACCGUGCUAGCAUCUCCAAGACUCCUAACUCUGUUGUUCCAAAGAGCACCGGCCGGCGGACCACACUGCCUGCGACCUGCCCUGACAACAGCCAUGUGGGCCUCAUGGCUAUCCUCUACAACAACAUAGGUAAAGACUUGGCCCGGGUGUCCAUGCCUGCUGCUCUCAAUGAGCCCGUUAACCUGCUGCAGAGGCUGUGCGAAGAGCUGGAGUACAGUGAGCUGCUGGAUACUGCCAACAAUACAGCGGACCCCUACCAGAGGAUGAUUUACAUUGCUGCCUUCGCUAUCUCUGGUUACUCCACUGCGACGUUCAGGAACCGGUACAAGCCCUUCAACCCGGUGCUGGGGGAGACGUACGAGUGUGUCAGGGAGGACCGCGGCUUCCGCCUCAUCAGUGAGCAGGUCUGCCACCAUCCCCCCAUCUCUGCCUGCCAUGCAGAGUCAGACAACUUCUCCUUUUGGCAAGAUCAGCGAUGGAAAAAUAAGUUCUGGGGGAAGUCACUCGAGAUCCUGCCGACAGGAAUGGUGAAUGUUACUCUGUCAAGGUAUGGAGACCACUACGAGUGGAACAAAGUAGUGACCUGCAUCCAUAACGUCCUCAGUCAGCAGCGCUAUCUGGAGCAUUACGGAGAGGUCACCAUCCGCAACCUCAACAGUGACGUCUGCACCUGCAAGAUCACCUUCGUUAAGUCUCGUUACUGGGGCUCAGAUACAAACAAGAACGAGGUGCAGGGGACGGUGCUGGACCAAAGCGGGAGCGUCAUACACCGGUUUGGAGGUCUGUGGCACGAAGGCAUCUUCUGUGACACUCUGCCCACUCCGAAAUGUGUCUGGAAGCCAAAUCCGCAGCCAGAGGAUUAUCUGCUGUACUAUGGCUUCUCCACCUUUGCCAUGGAGGUGAAUGAACUCCCCCCAGAGCUGAAGCCUCUCCUGCCUCCUACGGACAGCCGCCUGCGCCCAGACCAAAGGAUGCUGGAGGACGGACAGGUGGAUGAAGCAGACAGAAAGAAAGACAUUAUCGAGGAAAUUCAGAGGGAGCGGAGAAAAGAGCUGAGCAAGAGGGGUGAAGAACACGUUCCACGUUUUUUCAAGAAAGCCAAAGAUCACUGUGGACGGGACGUGUGGUUGACCAACGACACUUACUGGAAGCUGAGAGAGAAUCCAGGUUUCGCUAACACUGAAAACAUUACUCUGUGGUGACGAGACAAAAACACACCGGCAGAGAGAGAGAGAUAAAUAUCAGGUGGUGGAUAUGUGGACAGCAUACAUGAACCGCUCUGAGUAACGUGCAGGGUGGAGAUAGUGCUGCUGAUCUUUCUGUGCACCCGUGACUGGCUCAUGGGAACCCGACCACUGCGCCCAGUACAGGUCUCCUCAGGAUCUAUUUUGUAAUACAUUUAUUUAUUCAUUUAUUUUUAGAUUACUUCAACAAACGUGUAUCUGUUCAUAUUUUUUGAGUUUUCUGCCGAAAAGACUGAACGUGUGACGCACGCUCGGCAGACUGUGAAAUGACUUCAGAAUGAAAAACUCUUUUACAGUUGUCCAAACUGCAGCAUGUUAGUGUUUAUUAAACGUAAAAGGUUUAAUCAGAUCGUGUCCUUUCAGCUCGUUUACUGUGUUUCAUAAUGAGUACGAUUGUUUGAGCGUGUCAGGGCUGCAGCAACACGAGGAGGCCCGUAGGUUUGUGCUCAUUUGUUUGGGAAUAUGCACCACCAGAGCAAAACACAGUGACGAUGAACGGGUGAAUAUCAGACUUGUGUUCAUCAGGUAGCCAGAAACAGGACUUAAAAGAGAAGAUAAUUAGAGCUGCAACAAUUAGUUGGUCGACAGUGAAUUGAAUCUGGAGUAGGCAGAUUUUUUUAUCGUCAUUAGUCCUUCCAGAUAUUUUAAUUCAAGCGAGAGAAAACAAACAAAAUCGAAUCUACCUCCGACUCCAGGUGAUUUCAGAGAGGUAGCGCUCUCAUUGGCUGUAUGUUGGUUUGGUGGGAGCGGCUUAAAGGAGGCGGACAGUUUUGCAUUGAUUUGCACAGAUACUGCAGCUUUAAUCUGCAGCUAUAAUUUCUAAUCGAUAAGUGAUUAGUCGUUCUUUAAGCAAAUACUUUCGGGUUUCAGUUUCUCAAACGAUUCUUGAAGACAAUUUCUAGACAAUUAAACAAUUAAUUGAGGCUAACAGACGUGUAAAGAUGAAAGACGUUGGCCACUUCAGCUUUAAAGAUGAUUGUUGUUGUUUUAAUAUUAUUACUGUGUCCAACUGUGCGUGGUGCAUACGCCCUGAAUAAAUAACCAACUUGGUAUCUGUUGCUUUUAUAUUACCGAGCAUGGUGUGAACUUAAAAGAGGAUGUUUCAUUGAUAAAGUUUAAGACAGUAUCUGUCUGAAUACUUUGGUCAUGGCUGACAAAGAUCAUGUGAUGGUACAAAAACAACAUUUUAAUGUUUUUUAUUUGUUAUUUAAAAAAAGAGAAUCACCAACCUUCAGUAUAUUUACAUAUUUAAACGAGGAGAGGAGAUGUUUUUCUGUAUUUUUAUGUCAUAAUUAGUGAAAAGAAUAUCCAGCUGGUUGGAAACGUGUACAUACUGUAUUUA
Messenger RNA from Larimichthys crocea (large yellow croaker), 4021 nucleotides. It is a transcript of the gene osbpl7, whose product is annotated as oxysterol binding protein-like 7. Gene Ontology annotation, cellular component: nuclear membrane; perinuclear endoplasmic reticulum; cytosol. Bases 76 to 2637 code for a protein of 853 amino acids. Gene Ontology annotation, molecular function: cholesterol binding. The record is from RefSeq and is a predicted model, not a curated record. NCBI's taxonomy places the organism in Eukaryota, Metazoa, Chordata, Actinopteri, Sciaenidae. The transcript is spliced from 21 exons.